Molecule: messenger RNA, 4159 nt
Organism: Siniperca chuatsi (mandarin fish)
Lineage: Eukaryota; Metazoa; Chordata; Actinopteri; Centrarchiformes; Sinipercidae
Gene: slc22a15
Product: solute carrier family 22 member 15
Exons: 13
Coding region: 126-1628 (500 amino acids)
Biological process (GO): transmembrane transport
Cellular component (GO): membrane
Molecular function (GO): transmembrane transporter activity
Source: RefSeq, a predicted model, not a curated record
CUUUGUAAUGGACGCAGGAAGCAAAGCGAAGCGAAGCCGGAAGUGAGCGCGGGUCACGCUCGCAGCUCUUUGCUCUUUGGGGUGGUGACGCUAAACCAGAGAGCCGCCUGGUCGCCCUGCCUGGGAUGGAUUUAGAAGAAGCUUUUCAAGUUGUCGGUGAGUUUGGGCCGUACCAGAAGCGGGCAGUGGCUGUCCUCGUUCUGACACAGGUGUACAUGGCCUGUCAGUCCAUGCUGAUCGUUCUGAUUGGAUUUACGCCACAGUACCGGAUCGAGCAGCAGGACGGUGUCCCAUCCAGCCAGCAGGAGCUCCUCCGACACGUCGUCUUUACAGAGGACGUCGACUCCAUAGUGACCGAGUGGUUUCUCAUCAAGCAGCAGGCCUAUAAGGUCAGUUUAGCUGGGUCGCUGUUCUUCGCCGGGCUUCUGGUCGGGAACAUCGUCUUUGGGCCGCUCUCUGACAGGAUCGGCAGGAGACCCGUCUACUUGACAGGUCUGUUUUUUGAGGUGAUCUUUGGUUAUGUGACCGCCUUCGCACCCAGCUACGAGGUCUUCGCUGCGUCUCGUCUCCUGGUGGGGCUGAUGAACGGCGGCAUCGGCCUCGUCUGCUUCGUCCUCACUCAGGAGUACGUGGGCAAGUCCUACUGGGCCAUGACCGGGACAUUGACCAGUAUGGCCUUCGCGGUCGGCAUCGCCCUGUUUGGAGCUCUGGGCUACUUUGUCCAGCCGUGGAGGAACCUGGCCACAGUGGCCAACUCGUCCGGCGUCCUGUUCUUCCUGCUGUCUGUCACUCUUCCAGAGUCUCCUCGAUGGCUGUAUUCUCAGGGUCAGACGCAGCGAGCGGAAGAGGUUCUGCGCUACAUGGCGCUGAGGAACGGCAACGCUGCCAACAACCUGAUGUUGCGGCGAGUCGGUGCUGCUAAAGCCGGUAACCAUGACAGCAGGGGGGCAGGGGUCCUGCAGCUGGUGAUCCAUCCAGUCCUCCGUCUGAGAACCAUGGUGCUCAUGUAUGUCUGGUAUGCGUGCAGUCUGGUGUACUACGGUCUGACUCUGGGGGCCAGUGAGAUGUCUGGUAGCCGCUAUGUGAACGUAGCCAUGUACGGCCUGGUGGAGCUGCCCGCGUACCCGCUCUGCAUUUAUUUCAUCAACAAACACUGGGCUGGGAGGAGGAAAAGCAUGGCUAGUUUCCUGUGUCUGGCCGGCUCUGCCUGCCUCUGCACCAUAUUCAUCCCCGAAAACACAGGAACCUUGGUGAGCGUUACAUCAUUGGCGCUUCUGGGAAAACUGAUGGUCAGUGCAGCGUUCAACAUCGCCUACGUCUACACCUCUGAACUCUACCCAACAGCUGUCAGGAACGCUGGUUUGGGAGUUUGUUCCAUGUCGUGCAGAGUUGGAGGAAUCCUUGCACCAUUUGUUCCUUCCAUGCGGGCUCUCCACACCUCCAUGCCUUUCACUGUGUUCUGUCUGAGCGGUCUGUCUGCAGGCUGCCUGGGCCUCCUGCUGCCUGAAACCCUCAACGGACCUCCAGCAGAAACUCUGGAGGACCUCAGCUGCCCGACCCACAGCCGAGUGCUGGAGAGCAAGGCUCUUUUGUAUGAAGAUGACAAAUGGAAGUCGAACCACAAAUGAAGCCAGCGGCCUCGUCUUCACCACUGGAGACAGACUGUCCACACCUCAUUUCUUAUGGAACUGCUGCCUCAAUACGGUGAACUGUUCCUUUUAAUUAUCUUGAAGGACUGAUCACAAUGUUCACUUUCAUGUCUGUGAACUGUGAAAUUUCAAAUGGGGCAGGGACGUAGAUGCCGACCGACGCUCUGCCUUCAGGAAGAGGGCAUUAUCGACCGACUCAACGGUUCCUCUUGUAUCUAAUUUUACAGAAAAGCCAGACAGUCGAUCCCCUGCCUUUAAUUAAUUUCCUGAAUAUCGUCUUGGUGUUUGUGCCUUAUUAGGAGGUAGACAGUCAAGAGAGACAAGGACAGAUAUGUGAUUUACAUUACAUUCCAGAGAAUCUGGGAAGUUGGAAAAUCAAACUUGCUGCUAGCAAAAGUGUGAUGGAGUGGUUGGCUUUCCCAGUAGCACAAAAGGACAGUGUUUCAACUCUAAGAGUUGCCAAAAUGGAGUUAUAAGACAUGACAUUGCAGCAGGAUACACACACCACACAUGCUUAGUUUAAACAUAUUAAUGUUCCUCAAAAUACAGUUAAGUUAGAUUUUUAAGACCACACUGAUUUUCAGGAGGAAACGUGCUCGAUGCUCAACCAUGAAAUCUUUCUGUCGUGUCUCCGGCAGAUAGCUCUGUCCUGUACGCAUGCUAAAGUGUUAGCAUACAGUGCUCUAAGUGCCCCGAGGCAAACCAGCAUUGUAGACUGUUGACUAUUCAAUACAUGCUUGCAGUUGCUAAGAGUAUAUGAUUGGGUACAACAUAAGGUGAUGAUCUUGCAGCGUUUUUCUGAACAGAAAACUAGAACAUGUUGCGGUCAGAAUUACAAGCUUCUAGCUGGGAUUUGUUUUGUGUCUGACUCUGUAAAAGGACACUGAAACUAGAUGCCAUGUACCUUAACCUGCUGAUCCAUUAGGACACCCUCAUGCAGGAUAUAGUAUGAGGCAUUAACCAGUGAUGAUGAAGUUAGGGCUAGGGGUUAGCUCAUGAAGGUCUGGACAAAGUCACUCACAUAAAUUGGUUAGAAAAGGGCACAUGUAACUUCAAACCAAUACAUUUCUGUUGCAGAUAACUAAGGGCAGAACCAGUGCUCACCUGUAAGUUGUCCAUCAUUAUCAUCAGCUGCUUUCCACCUGAACUGAAAACUAACUGGAGAUGUCCAAAGGGAACGUGUUUAUUAAACAGACAGCCAGUCGAACAGGUUUCUAGACAUUAUGAAAGAUCUCGUUAUCCCAGCUGCUUUUGAAGCAACUCAAGAGCACAUCCAUUGAGACAGAUGAGCACAUUGAAUCACAUGAGUUUAGUGUUCAUAAUGAAUAACUACAUAAAUGAUUCUCCAGAUCAGUCCUGCAUAUUUCAUGAGCUACCGUGACCAUAAAUCAUACUCUACAUAUAAGUUGGGUUUGACCGAAAUGUAUUUAUAAAGACCAAAUACACCUCGUCUCGUUUAAAUCAGAGGUUACUAAUAGAAGUUAAAACGCCUCUGUUAGGCUGGACACAACCAUUUACCACUCUUAAACUGAACCAUCCAAAACUAUAGUACUAGAAACUAAUUAAAAUAAGAAUUGAAUUUACGAUUCAAUAAACAUCAUGAAAUACUUGAAUGAAUAACAAGCUAGGAAACUCAAAUAUAAUGCCCAUAAUAAGGCAAUCGGCUGUUUAAUAAAUAAAUCAAACCUUUAAUCAUUUCAUCAUCAUUUGAGUCAUAAUCAUGCAGCGCUGCAGCCUGAGGGUCAGUCAGGAGCUAAUCCUGUUUGGGACCAAUGCAGUUCUGGCGUUUCACCCCCAGCUGUGGGAUGAUUUAUGUUUAUUUAUUUUCUCUCUCAUCUAGGUCUUUGUGUCUGUUUUGUGUGCCCGCUUAAGACAGUCAAUGCAGUUGGAUGAAAACUUUGUACCUCCCAACAAAUCUGUAAUCAAUAAAAAGACCGUUUGUGGUAGUGACCAAGGAUAUUUGCAUGAGCAUGAUCAGGCUCAUGAAAAGAUACAAGCCAAUGCAUAAAAUAAGCUAAGUUGACACUAAUUUAUAAUGGGACCAAUGUGUGCUUGACUUUAGACAUAGUAAUCAAUCAAACCACCACUCCCUCUGUGUGUGUGUGCGUGUUUAUUUUAUCAAACCAUUACUACCUUUUUGUGGGACAGGUCUUGAACUAGCAUGGCCGUAACAUCCCCCACCCCAAAAUGAUUUGAAGUGAAGUCUGAAGGUUUUCCGUGCGACAGCAGAUGGAAACACUCGACCAACAUUCUGCCUUCUGUGCCUUUAACUCUAAAGUUAAGAUUUCAAAUGCAAAGUGCUAAAAAUAAUAUUGAUGAUGAUGUAAUAAUAGAAAACAAAUGUUUCCUGAGGUGUUUUAUAUUCCAUCAUUUUGUAUUGUGUAUACAAUCACACUAUUAUAAUGUGUAUAUUGUAGAUAUACUGUAUGUACAAUAUUUAUGGGUCCUUGAAAUGUUGAAUGAUCUAUUUAUGUUAAAGGCAGUAAACUGUUGAAAACUUCCUAAAUCCA